AGAAAUUAUCAUCAAAAACUUGAACAAUGGCGUAUAGAUUGUCAUCAAAAGAUUGAUUUAUAUUUUGAACAGAAAUAUCAACAACUCAAUCAACUUAUUGAAGAAAAAAUCGAGAAACAACAACAGGAAGUUACAAGAGUUCAAUCGAAAUUAGUAGAACUCAUUCGUGAACAAGAUGCAACUCAUCAAGAUAUUGAUAUGUUAACAUCAAAUAUUAAUCAUCUUCAAAAAGAAAUCAAUAACAUCGAACAAAAUCCUAUUCAUAUAAAUAUUCGUCCAUUACUUAUUGAUAUCGAUUAUAUUCAUAUAAAUGAAACAGAUUAUCAGGAAUUUAAUUUGUCUACACUUUCACCAGCUCAUAAAACAAUCAAUCGUUCCUAUGGAAGUUCUAGAGAAUUGGCAAGUAAUGAUCAAUAUUUGUUAUUUCAUGAUGCACCUAACCUAUGUUUGAUUGAUCAAAAUUUGACAUUAAUCAGAAAGAGUUUAUGGCAUCAUGGUAAGAUUUUUGACAUGUGUUGGUCAUCAACAUUAAAACAAUUUAUUGUACUUGAACUAAAUGAUAUUUAUUUUGUCAAUGAAAAUACAAUGAUGAUGGAACGUAUAGAAACAAUUAAAAAAGAAAGAUGGAUGUCAUGUACAUGUUCUGAUACAUCUCUCUAUUUAUCAACAAGAGUACAUGGUUCAUCGAUUUUAGAAUUCAGUCUAUUACCUACGAUAAGAUUAAUUAGAGAAUGGAAAUGUCCUGAUUCAUGUUUGGAAACUGAAGAUAUCACUUGUAUAAAAUAUAAUAAUGAAACCCUUGCAUUAUUAAUUCGAAAUAAUUUGAAUAAAACUAUGAGAAUGAAAUUGAAAUCUUCCAUAACAUUCGAGCAUAUUUGGUGUUUUCAACUUGAUUUAGUAUAUAACAAAGAGAAAACACUUCGAUGUUGUUCAUUAACUGAUAAUGAGUGGCUUAUAGCUGAUCAUGAAAAAUGUCGUUUAAUACAUAUUUCAAACGAUGGAAAUAUGAAAAGAAUGUUAACAUAUAAUGAUAUUCCUUGGUUUGUGAAUUUGUUCG
Messenger RNA from Rotaria sordida, 1057 nucleotides. The record is from the annotation of a GenBank genome assembly. NCBI's taxonomy places the organism in Eukaryota, Metazoa, Rotifera, Eurotatoria, Philodinida, Philodinidae.